Messenger RNA from Hyaena hyaena (striped hyena), 2356 nucleotides. RefSeq names its product interleukin 17 receptor E like (gene IL17REL). Lineage: Eukaryota; Metazoa; Chordata; Mammalia; Carnivora; Hyaenidae. The record is from RefSeq and is a predicted model, not a curated record. The transcript has 16 exons. The coding region runs from base 1 to 1422 and encodes 473 amino acids. Gene Ontology annotation, molecular function: interleukin-17 receptor activity.
AUGCUGGCCGGGCCGGCUGUGGUGCUCCUCUCCCUGACCUGGAGCACUUACCAGAGCCUGGCCGUCCCCCAGAUUGCAGAAUGUGGCCUCUCCUGUUCUCAGGGCUUCGCCUGCAAGAGCCGAGGGAACCGGAACAUUUUUAACAGCUUCUGCCGGGAAUCCCCCACGUCCAUGUCCAGGUCCAUCCUGGGGGCCCUGAUGGUCUCCACUGCCAUGAGGUGUGCCCCCCAGGAUGGCUGCUCCCUGCUCCUGCGCGUGCAGGCCUCCCUCACGCUGCACGACAGCCUGCGGGGCCUGGAGGCCUGCUCCAUGAGCCUCGACACGCAGGAGACACAGUGUCAGAGCGUGCGGGUCUCCAGGGCCUCCCGCCGACUACAUGCGGGGCAGCAGCUCCAGGUGCACUUUGAUUGCUUCGAAGUGAGCGUGGCUCAGAGCCUCUACGUCACCCUGAGGACAGUCCCCCACUUCUGUGGGGUCCAGCUGGAUCAACAGUACCACGUGGAAGACUGCAGAGACCGAGACGUGGGGAGGAAUCUGCCCUUCUGCCUUGCCGGGAAGUUCUCCUACUGGGUGGACCGCAGCCGCAAGGUCAUUCUGGCACAAGUGCCGGAGGCCCCCGGGGACUCUGACUACUACCUGCGGCUCUGCCUCAAGUGGUUCACCUGUGAGGAGGUGGAUGCCCCCGUGCGGGUGACAGUGAACAGGGUCUCCCGCGCCGUGUCUCUGCCUUACAGCCAAGAGCUGCCAUGCUUGUGCCUCGAGGGCUGGGCUGCGACCCCUGACGCAGUGCGGAUGCAGGCCUGUCCCUUCGAAAAUGACACAGAGGCGCUGUGGGACGCCAUCCGCUACCACCCCGGGGACCAGGCGCUGAGCUGGGAGCCCGCCUGUCCCGUCAGCGCCCGCGUGAGCCUGUGCUGGCGCCCGGAGCCAGGGGCCCAAUGCCACGAGCUGGAGCACUCGGGCCGGCCCGCACGAGGCAGGGUGCAGUACCCGCUGGUAGACACGCAGCCCCAGCUCUGCCUGAAGUUCUCCACCAGCCUGGGCUUCUGGGUGAGGUGCCCUUUCCAACAGCGACGCUUCCCAGCCUGGAAGAUGACCAUCCAGCCGGCAGCACCGCAGGGCCAUCUCCGGGUCACCUUCUUCUCGCCCAGCGAGGCCAGCUUCAGGGUGCACCUGUGUCACCAAAGGGAGACGUGGCCCCCUGCCUGUGGCUCAGCGCUCCAGGCCACGCCCCUCCCUGCAGCCUCAGUGAGCCAGGGUGACUUCGUGGCCGACCCUGCAGUUGCCUUCGUGGACAUUCCCAGGGACGAGGCUUGUGACCCCGGCACCUGCAUCCAGGGCUGGAGGACCGACGUGCACUUCUCCGCCCCCCAGCAGCUGUGUGACCUUCAGUGCGCUGCCACCCAGGGGACAGCAGACUGAGGCCAGGAGCUUCAUGGAGCACAAGCCAGUGCCCUGGGGUGCGGAGGAGGCCAGCUCACUCCUGGGCCCCUGAACCUCUGGCAGCAAAAGCCAGGCCCUCAGAACUCGGAGGUGGCUCGGCUGGACACUGGCUGUGGGGCCGGCCGCCUUCCGUCUCCCCGGCCGCCCGCGGCUCCCUGGGGACCCUCAAGCUGGCCGGGAGCUUUGGGUCAGAUGAAGGACCUUCCACCCCUUCCUGAACCCCCUUGCUGGAGGCCUCCGGAAGGGCUGGAGGGCUGCCUCUCUCCCGGAUGGCCUGGCCUCUGACCUGUCCGCUCUCAGCUUGGUGCGUGCUCCCCCUGGACAGCCCGUGGUCAAGGCCACCGUCCCUGGCCCCCGCGUGAUGGGCCCGGAGAGCAGCGUGUGACCCCCGCUUGCUGCAGCUGACCAGGCUGUUGGCUCAGGCCCACCCCCAGCUCCUGCGCAGAGGGCUCCCACACGACUGUCCACACGCUGGGUGGCCCCCACUGCCCAGGCUGGGCCUCCCCCGGCCCCCUGCACCCCCUCCCAGAGCUCAGGUCACCUCCUGCAGCCCAGCCAGUCCAGCGAAAGACGGUCACUUCUUGUGGCCUCAGGGGCCACCCACCAGGAUGUGAAGUGUCAUUCUCACCGAGGGCCACCAUGUGCCAUCUGUGCUCAAGGACCACGGAAGGACCCUGAGCCCUGCAGCUUGAUUUCCACACCCCGGGCCGGGCCGCCCCCCCGCAUCUGGUGUCCGGCUCCAUGUCCACCUGACCACAAUGCCCCUGCUACAGGCACCCCGGGCCUGGCCCCCAUUGUGCCGCCAUGUUCAAAUGCACGACCCCCUCCCGAGCAGGGCCCUGCCCCCGCAUUCCCGCCUUGAUGGGGGCUGCUGCCGGCAGCAGACUGGGGGGGGCAAACCCAGUAAACACUU